Messenger RNA from Canis lupus familiaris (dog), 2511 nucleotides. It is a transcript of the gene ELMO3, whose product is annotated as engulfment and cell motility 3. Gene Ontology annotation, biological process: actin filament organization; cell motility. Lineage: Eukaryota; Metazoa; Chordata; Mammalia; Carnivora; Canidae. The record is from RefSeq and is a predicted model, not a curated record. The coding region runs from base 226 to 2388 and encodes 720 amino acids. The transcript is spliced from 20 exons.
AGGGCAGGCGCCUUCCCACGGGACUCCAACCCGGAACUAGUCUCGGCUCCCUUGGGAAGGCCGCGGCCCCUGUCCAGGAGCCGGAGCCUGACCCGUGAGUGCGGGCCACGGGUCCAGGCCUUGGACAGAGGGACACCCUCGUUCUCGGAGGCACCAGACCAGGCGCUUCCUUGGCCGGACGUUGGACGGUCUGGAAACUACAGGCGCUCCUGCUCCGGCUGGACCAUGGCGCCCCCGCGGAACGUGGUGAAGAUCGCGGUCCAGAAGCCUGACGCCAUCCCGCAGCUCAUCCGACUGGACCAGGCAAAGCCCCUGGCCGCCGUUGUGAAGGAGGUGUGCGACGCGUGGAGCUUGAGUCACUCGGAACGCUAUGCCUUGCAGUUUGCUGAUGGGCAUAGGAGAUACAUCACUGAGAACAACCGCACAGAGAUCAAGAAUGGCAGCAUCCUGUGCCUCAGCACUGCCCCAGACCUUGAGGCUGAGCGGCUGUUGAGUGGGCUGCAGAGUGGGAGUCGUGAAAGGCGUCGGGAAACUCUGCAGCACCUUGUCUUGCUGGCCCCAGAUGUGACCUUUGCCCAGGAGGUCAUCAGCCGUGAUGGGCUUCAGAGACUAGGCACUAUCAUCGAGGAUGGGGAUGACUUAGGGGAGGUGCUGACCCUCACGCUGAGGGCCUUCUUGGAGCUCAUGGAACAUGGCAUGGUGUCCUGGGAGACGCUCAGCAUCCCCUUUAUUAGGAAGGUGGUGUCCUAUGUGAACAUGAACCUGAUGGAUGCAUCUGUGCAGCCUCUGGCCCUCAGGCUGCUAGAGAGUGUGACCUUGAGCAGCCCUGCCCUGGGCCAGCUGGUCAAGAGUGAGGUGCCACUGGAUAGGCUGCUGGUGCACCUACAGGUGAUGAACCAGCAGCUACAGACCAAGGCUAUGGCAUUGCUGACAGCCUUGCUACAGGGGGCCAGCCCCACUGAACGUAAGCACAUGCUUGACUACCUGUGGCAGAGAAACCUCCGCCAGUUCAUCUAUAAGAAUAUCAUCCACAGCGCAACACCACUGGGUGACGAGAUGGCUCACCAUUUGUAUGUACUUCAGGCCCUUACAUUGGGGCUGCUGGAGCCACGCAUGCGGACGCCACUGGACCCCUACAGCCCAGAACAGCGGGAGCAGCUGCAGGCCCUCCGCCAGGCUGCCUUUGAGUCGGAGGGGGAAUCGCUGGGUGCUGGGCUAAGUGCCGACCGUCGCCGUUCCCUCUGUGCCCGCGAGUUCCGAAAACUGGGCUUUUCCAACAGCAACCCCGCGCAGGAUUUAGAGCGCGUGCCCCCUGGCCUGCUGGCCCUGGACAACAUGCUCUACUUCUCUAGACACGCACCUAGUGCCUACAGCCGGUUUGUGUUGGAGAACAGCAGCCGUGAGGACAAGCACGAGUGCCCCUUUGCCCGGAGCAGCAUCCAGCUAACUGUGCUGCUGUGUGAGCUGCUCCGCGUUGGGGAGCCCUGCUCCGAAACAGCCCAGGACUUUUCACCCAUGUUCUUUGGCCAAGACCAGAGUUUCCAUGAGCUCUUCUGUGUGAGCAUCCAGCUGUUGAAUAAGACCUGGAAGGAGAUGCGAGCCACCCAAGAGGAUUUUGACAAGGUCAUACAAGUGGUGCGGGAGCAGCUGGCCCGCACUCUGGCCCUGAAGCCCAGCUCCCUGGAGCUUUUCCGAACCAAGGUGAAUGCACUCCCCUAUGGGGAGGUGCUGCGGCUGAGGCAGACAGAGCGGCUCCAUCAGGAAGGCACGCUGGCCCCUCCCAUACUGGAGCUACGGGAGAAGCUGAAGCCAGAGCUCAUGGGCCUGAUCCGCCAGCAGCGUUUGCUCCGCCUCUGUGAGGGGACACUCUUCCGCAAGAUCAGCAGCCGGAGGCGCCAGGACAAACUGUGGUUCUGCUGCCUGUCCCCCAACCACAAGGUGCUGCAGUAUGGGGAUGUGGAGGAGGGUGCCAGCCCGCCCACCCUGGAGAGCCUGCCUGAGCAGCUCCCUGUGGCCGAUAUCAAGGCACUGCUAACAGGGAAAGACUGUCCCCAUGUCCGGGAGAAGGGCUCAGGGAAACAGAACAAGGAUCUCUAUGAGUUAGCCUUCUCAGUCAGCUAUGACCACGGGGAGGAGGAGGCAUACCUCAACUUCAUCGCCCCAUCCAAACGGGAGUUCCACCUGUGGACAGAUGGGCUGAGUGCCCUGCUAGGCAGUCCCAUGGGCAGCGAGCAGACUCGGCUGGACCUGGAACAGCUGCUGACAAUGGAAACCAAACUGCGGUUGUUGGAGCUGGAGAACGUGCCCAUUCCCGAACAGCCACCUCCCAUCCCUCCACCCCCCACCAAUUUCAACUUUUGCUACGACUGCAGCAUCACGGAACCCUGACAGUGAGAUUGGCUGUGGGCCACAGCUGCUGGCAUUGGGGACCAUGAAGGGCGGAGGGUGGAGGAGCCCAGACACCCUGACCAGCAAGAGGCUGCCGCAAAAAUAAAGUCCACUUGACUCUUG